CAGGAUCAUGACACGAGCCUAAGACAGCCGAUUAACCGACUGAGCCACCCAGAGCACAAGCCUGUAGCCAGGCUCCCAGGAUCCCCAGGGAGAGGGUCAGGUGCGUCACCUGGUCACCUGCACCCCUGGGACCCUACCUCCUUCCGCCCCGCCCGGAGCCAUUCUGCAGCGUUCAUCGAUCUCUGCGUCCAGCUCUGUUCACCUGCUGUUAUCUUGGACCUCACUGAGCAGCUAUAAACGUCUCCCAGAGCUAUGAAAUCCCUCGGCGCGAUCUUCCUCCUCCUCGUCUUCCUCCUCGCCUGGCUGGGUUCCAAGGCUGACCCUUCGGCCUCGCCGCUUACAGUCCCCGACUUCCCAGAGAUGGGCCACCCUUCUCAGACCUCCGCUCCUGCUUCUGAGAAUUCCACUCAAGACCGGCCUAACCCUGAUUCUCUUCCGACUGCUUAUCCUGAGCCCUCCAAAUCACCUCAUGCCGUUUCCCCUGAGCCUUCCCGCCUGGACUUCACUGAGACUACCAACCAUGACCUCGGAGAAAUCCCACACCCAGAGUCUUCUGAGAGCCCUAAAUCUAACUCACUCAGCACCUCAAUAGCAGAUUCUCUGGAGACCCCCAAAAUUAGCCCCUCCAAAAUGACCCUUCUAGAACCUUCUGAGAUCCCCAAACUUGACCCGACUGAUAUUCCACACUCAGAAUCCCCUGAGACCCUCAAAACUAAUCCCUCCAAAACCUCACGCCCAGAAUUUCCUGAGACCCCAAGCCCUGACCCUACCCAAACUUCACACCAAGAAUCCUCAGAGAUUCCCAAACUUAAUUCUACCAAAAUCCCACAUGCAGAAGUCCCUGAGACCCCACAUCUUGACCCCACCAAGAUUCUUCACCCUAAAUCUCCAGAAACCCAUAAUCCUAACAUCACUGAAAUCCCAAUCUCUGAAUUUCUCCAGACUCUCCACCUGGAGUCUACUGAAAUCCCCCACCCAGAAUCCCAUGUAACCCAUAACCCCAGCCCCACUAAAAUUCCCCAAACAGAAUCCCCCACAACCCACUACCAAGAUGCAACAGACAAUCCCAUGACCUCUGACCCUGAGAUCUCUGCCAGUCCUCAACCAGAAAUGACUACAUCUUUCAAGGACAAAACAUCUGCCCUAGAUGAGCUGUCCUUGAGUCCCAAAUCAGAAACCUCUGCAGUCACCCAGCCUGACUCCCUUAAAUUGCCCACCUCAGAUUCUCCUGAGGCAGUUGAGCCAAAGGCCUCCCCAAAUUCUAGCUCUAAAGGGCCUGACGCCUUUUUUCCCUCAGCCCGGAUUGCGGGCCCCCCUGCUCCACUGGGGUCCCCCAGUUGGCCGGCCCCUGCCACUCCACGGGCCCCCCAGCGGCGCAGCCGAGGUGACAGAGUCAGCACUAUCAUCGUGGUGGAACGAGUGGAGGAGACUGGCGUGACCCUGGUGGGGCGCCCCCGGGGCGCGGCGGGCGGGGCCCUGUGCCUAUUCCUCGCUGGGACCGGACUGCUGAUCGGCAUCUUCCUGCUGCUGUGGUGUCUCUACCGCCGGGCGGCUCGACACCGGCCCUUCGCACACCACCGCCUUCCAAACGACGGAGAUGAACCGGUUAUGCACUUGGAAGCCCCGAAGGACCCCUACGACCUCUAUUUUUAUGCCCCGGAUGCCUGGGUCCCUUCACACAUCGCCACCAAACAGCCGCCACCCACUCCCCCGCUGCCACCCAAGCUGCCCCCGCCGCCCCGCGGAAACCGCCCCCAGAGCCUGGAGCCGCUCUCCCCCGCCACGCUACCCAACAACUUCGUGUAAGCCCCACUCGCGUCCUGCCAGACCUGCGCCAUCCCCAGACGGAGGAAGGACCCAGAGGUCCUGUCCUCCUGGCAUGCUAUGCUACAUAGUUAGUCCUCUUGGAUAGGAGGUCCAACACACCAAGACGCUUUCGCUGUGACCGGAGAACACCGUUUGAGGCCGAAUAAAUCAAGUGUUCCCACG
Canis lupus familiaris (dog) is the source of this 1989-nucleotide messenger RNA. It is a transcript of the gene GFY, whose product is annotated as golgi associated olfactory signaling regulator. The transcript has 5 exons. The record is from RefSeq and is a predicted model, not a curated record. Bases 253 to 1806 code for a protein of 517 amino acids. Lineage: Eukaryota; Metazoa; Chordata; Mammalia; Carnivora; Canidae.